Molecule: messenger RNA, 1203 nt
Organism: Mycosarcoma maydis (corn smut)
Lineage: Eukaryota; Fungi; Basidiomycota; Ustilaginomycetes; Ustilaginales
Product: DNA binding protein Ncp1
Exons: 1
Coding region: 1-1203 (400 amino acids)
Source: RefSeq, a predicted model, not a curated record
AUGACCGAUCUCGCUCGUAACGGCUCGAUCCUUGUUGCCGAAAUCAAGGCCAUUCAUCCUGCCAAUGGCUCGGAUGCCACCAAUGGUGCUGUCCCUCACGCCAACGGCGAUGCUAAUGGUUCGGCCAUCCUGUCCAAGGAUGCUCCUACCUUGCCCGCUACUGCAGGCGCUGGAGCGGCUGCUCCUAUCGAGUCGUCGAUCACGGACCCUGCGACCCAACCGCAUCUCGGAAAUGGACACGCCCAUCAAGCCACUGACCUGAGUAUCGGUGCUGGUGCCGUUGCUGUUCCCCACCAGGCUGAUACCUCGGUCGCUAGUGGCAUUGCUGAUCCCGUAGCUCAGUCUCCUGCUCCUACUGCAACCGAUGCAGCUGCCCCUGGCCUGGUCCAGCCACAAACCACCGCCAUUCAGCCCGUCCAGCCCAAUGAUCAUGCUCGAGAGGUCUCGCACAUCAACACCGCUGUACCUGCUGCUGGUGUUGGUGCUGCUGCCGCCACUGCUGCUCCUGGCUCGGCCGUCGAGCCCACCUCGGCUGUCAGCGCCGUCGCGCCAAGCACCGCUCCAGGAAGUGCCAUCAGCGCCCAGCAGCCUCAGCAGCUCAACGCUGUCGCUUCGUCCCCAACUGCUGCUGGAGCUCCCAGCUUCCCUCCUGGCACCAUCGUCCCCUCUUCGGUCACCGGAGCUGGAGCUGGGGCUGGAGCUGGAGCUGGAGCUGGAGCUGGGGCUGCCACUGUUGCGCCCAUUGUGGCUCACCCGCCUCCCACCACGCUGGCCGCCACCGAGGCUCCCAAGUCAGCGCUCAGCCCCAAAGAGGCCAAGAAGAUGGACAAGCUCAUGAAGAAGGAGGCCAAGAAUGAACACAAGUCGCUCAAGCGCGCCAUCAAGGACGCCGCUGCUUCUGAAAAGCUCUUCCGCAAAUCGCGCGAUGCCGAGACGCAGGCGCUCAAGCGUCACCAGAAGGCGCAGACCAAGGAGCACAAGGCUGCCAAGGCGCUCAGCAAGGUCAAGGCCGAGUACGAGAAGUACGCUGCCGACCUCGCCAAGGCGGUCGAAGACCUCGAGAUCAAGAAGAGACAUACCGAGAGCACUCGCGAGGGAUACGAGACCUCCAAGAAGCACAUUGACGAGCUGCGAAACCAGAAGACGGUCAAUGACCAGGCUAGGUCACGCCAGGCUGCUGAGCUUCACAGCGCUCGUCGUUGA